Hypanus sabinus (Atlantic stingray) is the source of this 13581-nucleotide messenger RNA. Its product is annotated as somatostatin receptor type 5-like. The transcript has 2 exons. The record is from RefSeq and is a predicted model, not a curated record. Bases 5370 to 6716 code for a protein of 448 amino acids. Lineage: Eukaryota; Metazoa; Chordata; Chondrichthyes; Myliobatiformes; Dasyatidae. Gene Ontology annotation, molecular function: somatostatin receptor activity; neuropeptide binding. Gene Ontology annotation, cellular component: membrane; neuron projection. Gene Ontology annotation, biological process: neuropeptide signaling pathway; cellular response to glucocorticoid stimulus; regulation of insulin secretion.
UGCUGGUCAGUGUUGGGGCAGAGAGCAGCGGGGAGUGCUGGUCAGUGUUGGGGCAGAGAGCAGCGGGGAGUGCUGGUCAGUGUUGGGGCAGAGAGCAGCGGGGAGUGCUGGUCAGUGUUGGGGCAGAGAGCUGUGGGGAGUGCGGAUCAGUGUUGGGACAGAGAGCAGCGGAGAGUGCGGAUCAGUGUUGGAACUGGGAUCACUGAGCGGGUGUGAGGGUUAGUGUUGGGAAUGAGUUUACUGGGAUACUGAGGGUCAGUAUUGGGACCAGAUUCGCCAGGGAAGGGAGAGUCAGUGUUGAGAUUGUGAUCAUUAGAGAGUAAAUGUCAGAGUUGGGACUGGGAUCAGUGAAGAGUGAGUGUUGGUUUUUGGACAGAGAUCAACAAGGAAUGAGGGUCAGUGUUGGGACUAGGAUCACUGGAGGGUGACAGUAGGUAUUGGGACCAAGAUAGCUAGGGGGUGAAGGAGAGUAUUGGGACUGUUAUCACUGGGGAGUGAGGGUGGUGUUGGGUCUGGGAUAACUGGGAGGUGAGGGAGAGUAUUGGGACUGCUAUCACUGGGGAGUGAGGAUUGUGUUGGGUCUGGGAUAACUAGGGGGUGAGGGAGAGUAUUGGGACGCAUCACUGGGGAGUGAGGGUGGUGUUGGGUCUGGGAUAACUAGGGGGUGAGGGAGAGUAUUGCGAUUGGCAUCGCUGGGAAGUGAGGAUGGUGUUGGGUCUGGGAUAACUAGGGGGUGAGGGAGAGUACUGCGAUUGGCAUCACUGGGAAGUAAGUGUCAGUGGGGACUGCGAUCACUGGGGUGGUGAGGGUCAGUGCUGGGAAUAGGACCAUUGAGGGUGAGGAUCAGAUUUGGAACUGGGAUCCCUGGGAGUGAGAGUCCGUGUUAGGACUGGUAUCACUGGGGAGUGACAGUCAGUGUUGGGACUGGGUUCCCUGGGGAGGGAGUGAGGGUCAGUGUUUAGACUGGGACCUUGGGGAGUGACAGUCAGUGUUGGGACUGGGUUCCCUGGGGAGUGCGGAUCAGUGUUGGGGCAGAGAGCAGCGGGGAGUGCGGAUCCGUGUUGGGACAGAGAGCAGCGGGGAGUGCCGUUCAGUGUUGGGGCAGAGAGCAGCGGGGAGUGCCGUUCAGUGUUGGGGCAGAGAGCAGCGGGUAGUGCGGAUCCGUGUUGGGGCAGAGCAGCGGGGAGUGCGGAUCAGUGUUGGGACAGAGAGCAGCGGGGAGUGCUGGUCAGUGUUGGCGCAGAGAGCAGCGGGGAGUGCUGGACAGUGUUGGGGCAGAGAGCAGCGGGGAGUGCGGAUCAGUGUUGGGGCAGAGAGCAGCGGGGAGUGCUGGUCAGUGUUGGGGCAGAGAGCAGCGGGGAGUGCUGGUCAGUGUUGGGGCAGAGAGCAGCGGGGAGUGCUGGUCAGUGUUGGGGCAGAGAGCAGUGGGGAGUGCGGAUCAGUGUUGGGACAGAGAGCAGCGGGGAGUGCUGGUCAGUGUUGGGGCAGAGAGCAGCGGGGAGUGCUGGACAGUGUUGGGGCAGAGAGCAGUGGGGAGUGCGGAUCAGUGUUGGGACAGAGAGCAGCGGGGAGUGCUGGUCAGUGUUGGGGCAGAGAGCAGCGGGGAGUGCUGGUCAGUGUUGGGGCAGAGAGCUGUGGGGAGUGCGGAUCAGUGUUGGGACAGAGAGCAGCGGAGAGUGCGGAUCAGUGUUGGAACUGGGAUCACUGAGCGGGUGUGAGGGUUAGUGUUGGGAAUGAGUUUACUGGGAUACUGAGGGUCAGUAUUGGGACCAGAUUCGCCAGGGAAGGGAGAGUCAGUGUUGAGAUUGUGAUCAUUAGAGAGUAAAUGUCAGAGUUGGGACUGGGAUCAGUGAAGAGUGAGUGUUGGUUUUUGGACAGAGAUCAACAAGGAAUGAGGGUCAGUGUUGGGACUAGGAUCACUGGAGGGUGACAGUAGGUAUUGGGACCAAGAUAGCUAGGGGGUGAAGGAGAGUAUUGGGACUGUUAUCACUGGGGAGUGAGGGUGGUGUUGGGUCUGGGAUAACUGGGAGGUGAGGGAGAGUAUUGGGACUGCUAUCACUGGGGAGUGAGGAUUGUGUUGGGUCUGGGAUAACUAGGGGGUGAGGGAGAGUAUUGGGACGCAUCACUGGGGAGUGAGGGUGGUGUUGGGUCUGGGAUAACUAGGGGGUGAGGGAGAGUAUUGCAAUUGGCAUCGCUGGGAAGUGAGGAUGGUGUUGGGUCUGGGAUAACUAGGGGGUGAGGGAGAGUAUUGCGAUUGGCAUCACAGGGAAGUAAGUGUCAGUGGGGACUGCGAUCACUGGGGUGGUGAGGGUCAGUGCUGGGAAUAGGAUCAUUGAGGGUGAGGAUCAGAUUUGGAACUGGGAUCCCUGGGAGUGAGAGUCCGUGUUAGGACUGGUAUCACUGGGGAGUGACAGUCAGUGUUGGGACUGGGAUCACUGGGGAGGGGAGUGAGGGUCAGUGUUAGGACUGGGACCUUGGGGAGUGAGGGUCAGUGUUGGGACUGGGAUCCCUGGGGAGGGGAGUGAGGGUCAGUGUUGGGACUGGGAUCCCUGGGAGUGAGGGUCAGUGUUGGGACUGGGACCUUGGGGAGUGAGGGUCAGUGUUGGGACUGGGAUCCCUGGGAGUGAGGGUCAGUGUUGGGACUGGGUUCCCUGGGGAGGGGAGUGAGGGUCAGUGUUUAGACUGGGACCUUGGGGAGUGACAGUCAGUGUUGGGACUGUGAUCCCUGGGAGUGAGGGUCAGUGUUAGGACUGGGACCUUGGGGAGUGAUGGUCAGUGUUGGGACUGGGAUCCCUGGGGAGGGGAGUGAGGGUCAGUGUUGGGACUGGGAUCCCUGGGGAGGGGAGUGAGGGUCAGUGUUUAGACUGGGACCUUGGGGAGUGACAGUCAGUGUUGGGAUUGGGAUCCCUGGGGAGGGGAGUGAGGGUCAGAGUUUAGACUGGGAUCCCUGGGGAGGGGAGUGAGGGUCAGUGUUGGGACUGGGUUCCCUGGGGAGGGGAGUGAGGGUCAGUGUUGGGACUGGGAUUCCUGGGGAGGGGAGUGAGGGUCAGUGUUUAGACUGGGAUCCCUGGGGAGUGAGGGUCAGUGUUGGGACUGGGAUUACUGAAAGCGGGGAUCAGUGUUAGGACUGAUGUCACUGGGGAGUGAGGGUCAGUGUUGGGACUGGGAUCCCUGGGAGUGCGGAUCAGUGUUAGGACUGAUGUCACUGGGGAGUGACAGUCAGUGUUGGGACUGGGAUCCUGGGAGUGAGAGUCCGUGUUAGGACUGGUAUCACUGGGGAGUGACAGUCAGUGUUGGAAAUGGGUUCCUUGGGGAGGGGAGUGAGGGUCAGUGUUUAGACUGGGACCUUGGGGAGUGAGGGUCAGUGUUUAGACUGGGAUUACUGAAAGCGGGGAUCAGUGUUAGGACUGAUGUCACUGGGGAGUGACAGUCAGUGUUGGGACUGGGACCUUGGGGGGUGAGGGUCAGUGUUUAGACUGGGAUUACUGAAAGCGGGGAUCAGUGUUAGGACUGAUGUCACUGGGGAGUGACAGUCAGUGUUGGGACUGGGACCUUGGGGGGUGAGGGUCAGUGUUUAGACUGGGAUUACUGAAAGCGGGGAUCAGUGUUAGGACUGAUGUCACUGGGGAGUGACAGUCAGUGUUGGGACUGGGACCUUGGGGGGUGAGGGUCAGUGUUUAGACUGGGAUUACUGAAAGCGGGGAUCAGUGUUAGGACUGAUGUCACUGGGGAGUGACAGUCAGUGUUGGGACUGGGACCUUGGGGGGUGAGGGUCAGUGUUUAGACUGGGAUUACUGAAAGCGGGGAUCAGUGUUAGGACUGAUGUCACUGGGGAGUGACAGUCAGUGUUGGGACUGGGACCUUGGGGGGUGAGGGUCAGUGUUUAGACUGGGAUUACUGAAAGCGGGGAUCAGUGUUAGGACUGAUGUCACUGGGGAGUGACAGUUAGUGUUGGGACUGGGAUCCUGGGAGUGAGGAUCAGUGUUGGGACUGGGUUCCCUGGGGAGGGGAGUAAGGGUCAGUGUUGGGACUGGGAUCCCUGGGGAGGGGAGUGAGGGUCAGUGUUUAGACUGGGACCUUGGGGAGUGACAGUCAGUGUUGGGACUGGGUUCCCCGGGAGUGAGGGUCAGUGUUAGGAUUGGUAUCAUUGGGGAGUGACAGUCAGUGUUGGGACUGGGAUCCCUGGGAGUGAGGGUCAGUGUUAGGAUUGGUAUCACUGGGGAGUGACAGUCAGUGUUGGGACUGGGAUUACUGGGAAGGAAGUGAAGGUCAAUGUUGGGACUGGAAUCACUGGGGAAUGAGGGUAAGUGUUGUGUCUGGGAUUAGUGGGAAAUGAGGUUCACUAUUCAGAUAGGGAUCACUGGUUGAGUGAUGGUUAGUGUUGCAACUCAAUCACAAGGAAACACAAUUAGUGUUGGGAUUGGAAUGACUAAAUCAUUGUGGGCUGUACCAAGGAAAUUAAAUGAGGUAUGAAGCCUCUGUUUUCACCCUGUCUUUUCUAGGGAUUGUUAGAGAUAGCCCAAACUACUUAUUGCAACUAAAGAAGUAGGAUUGAACAGAUUGUGGCCUCUUUCAGUAGUCUAACAACACUUUGCACACAGCAAGACCCGGUAAACAGCAGUGUAAUCAGUGACCAGCUGAUAUACUUUAGUGAAUCUCCCAGGGUAAAAGUUGCAAAUGACGGUGCAGAGAACCCCUCAAGUUCUUUUCUGCAAUAACACUAUGAGAUAUUUAUAUUUGAGGCCCUCCUUUGCUUGAGUUCUACCAUGGAUAUCUCAUUGAAACACAAGCCAGUACCCAAGACAGGGCAGUACAAUAUGUAGAGCAGCUGUUGCCCAUGUAGCAGGUUCCAGCUCUCCAUGCAGCUGAUGAAUCCAAAGAAACAGCAAAGGCAGAUACAGUUUUGCACCAGUGGUGUUGCUGGAGCUGCCAGUCAGCAUUAGGGACUCCAGCAACUGCAUUUUUCCUCGGGGUUUACUCCUGAAGCCUUCCACAUGAAUGGACAUAGACACAAAGCAGCUGAGGUUUGAGAUCACACACAAAAGGCUGCGUUCCACCAGCAUUUUGUGUGCGUUGCUUGAAUUUCCAGCAUCUGCAGAUUUGCUCGUGUGAGGUUUGAGAUCAGUGUUUCUCUUCUAGAUGAACUGCCAACCAUGGCUGACGAGCUCCAUCUGCUUGAAGUGACUUCUUUUAAGGUAUCAGUAACCCAUCUGCCCCUUCUCCUGUCAGUAGACACUUUUUCACCAUGCUUACUAGCUAAGCCACACAUGAAGGCCAGGAGUUAGAUUUGUCUGUUAGAGGCUAUUUGAGAUGCACAUCAUUGAGAACAUUUAAUUAGUAGUGGUGGUAUAUCCCCACCUCCACCCCCAAUGGUAACAACCUUAAGAAACCGAUAUUUAUAUAUUCAUCCGAAGAAGCAUAAGGGUUUAAUACUUCACCUAAGAGUUGGUACUACAGCAUUUAAUACUUCCUGGAAAUAUAAGCCAGGAUUUAUGCACAACAAAGCAAAGGGAUCUUGGGAAAAUUCCACUCACCUGUUUUGUCGUUCAUCGGGGCUUAUUGGGCAUGAAAACAGUCUUGUUGAGAGCAAGACCUUGAGGACUACGUUGCAAGGAAUGGAGACUGCAAAGAUAUCUACUGACCCUCUCUGGGAGCAAAGCACAGAGCAAGUCAAUGUCACAUCUUUCAGUAAUGAAUAUGGUAAUUGGACUAAUAAAGACCCAUUUAUGUCCAGUGUGAGCACCAUUGUGCUUCCUGUAGUUUAUUUCAUUGUCUGUAUAAUAGGACUCAGUGGGAACACUCUAGUUAUCUAUGUUAUUGCACGCUAUGCCAAGAUGAAGACAGUGACCAAUAUUUAUAUCCUCAACCUCGCUGUGGCAGAUGAGCUCUUUAUGCUUGGACUGCCGUUUAUUGCCAGCCAAAAUGCCCUGAGCUACUGGCCAUUUGGAUCUUUUAUGUGCAGACUGAUUCUCACUGUCGACGGCAUCAAUCAAUUCACCAGCAUCUUCUGUUUGACUGUAUUGAGUAUUGAUCGAUACCUUGCAGUGGUACACCCCAUUCGAUCUACCAAAUGGCGCAGACCCCAGAUAGCCAAGUUGAUCAAUGCCUCGGUGUGGGUAUUGUCUAUUGUGGUUGUCCUCCCACUCAUCAUAUACUCUGAGGUGCAAAAAGAAAUAAAUACUUGCAAUAUCAACUGGCCAGAGCCCAAGGCCAUCUGGUCUGCUGCGUUUAUCAUAUACACAACAGUGCUGGGCUUCUUUGGCCCACUGUUCAUAAUAUGUCUCUGUUAUCUCCUGAUUAUAAUCAAAGUCAAGUCAUCCAGCGUACGUGUUGGAUCAACCAAGCGAAGAAAGUGUGAGAAAAAAGUUACUAGAAUGGUGAUCAUCAUUGUCGUUGUGUUUGUUAUUUGCUGGCUUCCGUUUUACAUCCUAAAUAUCAUUAACUUAAUUUCCACCUUGCCUGAGGAACCUGUCAUUGUGGGAAUAUAUUCCUCCUUGGUGGUCCUUUCCUAUGCCAAUAGCUGUGCCAACCCCAUACUGUAUGGUUUCUUGUCAGACAAUUUCAAGAAAAGUUUCCAAAAGGUUCUGUGUUCAUGCAAGUCCAAUGGAAUUGAGGAUGCAACUGAACAGAAACAAGAAAAGAGUCGAUUUCCUGAUACAUGCACAACACAGAGAUUAGCUGAACCCAACGGCUGCAUGCAAACCAGUCAGCUUUAAGAAGGUAUCCGGUCAUAAAUGAUGCUGCUCCCGAGUUCCAACAAGGCUCUCAUCAAUACUUGGUUUUUAAGCAAAUGCUUGCUGAGAGUCCUCUGAAAUAGUUUAAAGAUACAGAGCCCUCUCUGCACAAAAUACAAGCAUUUACUGCAAACGGUGGUGGUCUUUGACAUUUAUUUAAGAUAUGUGUGUAUGUACGUGCAGUUAUUCUUAGGAAGGCAUGAGCUUUGAGAGUCUGUGGAAAUCAUUUAAAAUGUACCUACGGUAAGAGUUGUAUUUCCCAUGUAAUGUAAGUUGUUCUAUUCUGUUUGCUGAACUGCCUUCUCAUUUGAUUGAUGCAUUUUAUUUUAGGAAAUCAUUUUCCUCUACAGUGAGAGUUCUACACUGAGUUCCCGAGAUCCUAAAGUAAGCUCACACCACUGUCAUUGCAAAUAGAUUCAAUCCUAAUCAGAGGUUCAGUUUGCAUGUUCUCCUUGUAAUUUAUUAGGUUUCGAUUGGGUGCUCAUGUUUCCCUUCAUAUUCCAAAGACUUUAGGUUGGUAAGUUAAUUAGUCACAGAAAGUUCCCCUAAUGUGCAGAUGUGGGGUGGAUCUGGAGGGAGUUGAUGCAAAUUUAUGGAAAACGAAGUUGUGUGGAUGAGUGUGGGUAGAUGGCAUGGAUUCAGAAGGCUGAUGGGUCUGUUUCUGCCAUGUAUAACUCUAUGAAAGUGACCAAACUUAAGCUGAAAAAUGCAUAUCUUUAGCUAGCAGUUAUAUCAAGAUUAGUCACUAACACAGAGUCAAAAGAAAGGCAAUGAAUUAUGUAGUCCUUCCCCUUGACUUAUGAGUACAAAUCCACCCUAGGUAAGUGGGUGAUUCCUUGAGUUCCUCACAAUUUUUCAAUCUGGUAAUGUUGACUUAUAUUUUGGGAAAUCUCUACACAGGAAAUUAAAUGUAAAAUUCUCACUGAUUAAGUUAAUGGAACUUGCAUGAAGGAAAGACAAAGCGUAUGUCAGUGGUAGAAAAAAGGAAGCUUUAUUCCUUCAUUCAUCUUGUGUUACAGAUAAGUUCAAGGUUACCAAUUUUGAAAAUUGGAUAAGCAUCUCACUGCAGAAAAACUAUCUCUCAGAAUACACACACCUUUACAAAGAGCAAAUUCUCGUGUUCGGUCUAUUUUCUAGGAGUUAAAAUAAAAUUGGCACAAAAUGGGGGUCUGUAAUGUGAGCUCUCAAGUUACUUUUGCUAUUCAAUCCAGAAGAAAUAAUAUCCCCUUCCCCUUCCUGUCUGAUCCUAACAUCCCCUUAGUUGUUGCACUUUCAACAGCCUACAAGACAGAGUGAAAUAAUGAGGCAGAGGGUACAGUCUAACACUGGAAAUUUGGAGUCAAUUACACUACAUGCCCUGACUGUCCCAGUUUAACUAGCUUUAAUUGGAAUUUCUCAUUUGUAAAAUUUCCUGUGGUGUUCUGGAGAUCAAAAAAGGAGGAUGAAUGAUUUUGAUGAAGGUGUGUCUAAACUGACUUCUGGUGAGCCUCCACCAAAAGCACCUUUUCAUUACAACAGGCUAUGUAAAAUAUUUUAAAAAGUGAGCAUGAGCAAAUAAGGGUAAAAACUUCAUAAGUAAACCAUGAUACAGACCGAAUGGAGACAUAUGACAGAAUUGUAAAUUACUGGUAUCCUCCUGUGCAGUGGGAGAUAUGAGAUGAUCACACAGAGCAUUGAUGAAUACCAGUAGCAGAAUAGAAAUAUUGCAAAUGACCGAGCAUGAACACAUUGUGCAAUAUGUUAUACUCCAGUAGUUUCUUGUCUUCAGAGUCAUUAUGCGCGCAUGGCAGACCGAUGAUAAUGUAUCUGCAGAAGAGAAAAUGCAACAUUCAUUAGUCCUAUUCCAGCCUAUUUUCAGAAGAAAAACCACAUGCUUUAACUCCAUACCGAGCAAAAAUAUCAGUCCUGUGAAAGAUUAUGCUAAAAGUCUAAUAAUUGCACUUCAUCUCAUCGUCCAUAACAAUAGUGUAAAAUGUGCCACCACUCAUUCUAGCCAAUAUUGUACUAAAUGUUACCCACUUUUAUACUCCUCUGUGAUUAGCGUGGAUCUUUUGGUGAAAUGUCUGUAAAAUAGUCUGUUUACAUUUCCUACUGUCAGAGUAUGCUCGAUUUUUCUCAGUUUUGAAGCAUAAUAUCAAGGGACAAUCACACUUAAAGUGUCUUUGAAGCAUGUUAACUGUUUUUGUAUCUGGUUCCCUCCAAUGGGCUUGCGGGUAAAUGUGCUGCUUGUGAUUCCACUUACACUAGUAGAGUCCAAAGAUGGGUUGUCAAGUGUAGUUGCAUAUAUCCCAAUAAGUUUCAAAGCAAGAUGUUGCAUCCAUCAUUCCCCAAGCCUACAGUCCUACAGUUAAUCAGUUUGCUGAGUUUUUCUAGACAUUCCACAUGGAACAGCUGGUGCUUCUUGGUACAAUUCCCAAUAGAUUUUAGUCAUUUCUAGACUAUAUAGAAGUCCAGAACUUUCUGGAAGAGCACUGCUGCUUAUUUUCAUAUUGCAAUCCACUGCAAUGGAUUUGGCCCCUGAAACCAGUACCAAGUUGGAGAUGCAAAUGACCCUUGAACAUAUCCAUUUCUAUGGAGGUUGAAUGGCUGCAAAAGAAGAAAGGUUAAGAAAUAAGUAAUUUGUGUCUUAUUAUUUGGGCAUGGUUUAAUGAUUUUAAUUAAGGAGCAGAUUUCAAAUGCUUUGGCUUGAAUUAUUCCUUUAACUGAAAAAGGUAAUAGUUGUUCAGGUUUUUAAUUAUUCUAUUUUGAAUGGUUUGGUUUAAUGACUCGAAACAUCCAAUACAGGGCUUUGCCUGUCUACCAAAAUGUUCUGGAGAGAUUUUGUGGGUGGGACUUGCUCUGAGCCCUUUCUGUCACAAGAUCCUCUAGGGGCUGAGUCAUCAGCUCCACCAUUUUAGCCACCCAUAGCAGACCUCCAAAUCCAAAGGGGGUAAAAUGAUAUGAAUCAGUGAUGUUGAUGAUGAAAUUGGACGGCUGAUCCACUCAUAAAAAUCAGGGCCAGCGAUUUCUGCUCCUCACCUAUAGAGGCUAAACAUUUGUUGAAAUCAAACAUAGACACUUAGUCCAGAGGGGAGGCAAGAGUUAUGAGUCAUAAACAAGAAAAUGAAGCUGAGGUUGAAGUCAGAUUAGUCAUGAUAUCAUGAAUGCCAGAGCAGACUUGCAAAGCCACCUGGCCUGCUCCUACUGCCUUACAUUAUCAGCAACCUUUUCCUGUUAAAUACAGUAUGUCUACAUUGUAUGGGAAAAUGGGAUCUAAUCAUUAUUAACAAUUAUUAAAGAUUAGCGAACACAAAGAAUUGAGUGAGUUUGGUGGUAUGGGUUAAUACUUGUCCCUCCACCUCUGGCAGACUGAGCAGCCCUUAGAGAAGCUUUUGUAUCCAAGUUAAAAUGAUUCUGGAUCUUAGUUCAUUUCUGAAAUCCUUUAUGGGUGCACUAUCUCUUCCCCUUAUUUCCCCAUCUUUUUUCUUUGGUAUCCAACUAAAUAACUGGGUGUUUGUAGCUUGCGGUUUGGCUGGUGUAAUCAUAUUUGGGACAUCCUGGCAUAAACUAAAGAAAUACUGUAUAAAUAAGUUUAUGUUUCCUUUGUGGUUUCAUUUGGAAAGACUAUAAAUGCAGCUCCCCUUUACUGUUGCAUCCAUAUCCUGUACCCACAUGCAUAAUUUGUGUGCCCUCACAUACACCUAACUAGUUCUAAAACUAUCUUCUGGGAAGUUGAGCAAGAAAUCAGAAGGUUUCUUUGACUUUCCUUCAUCUUCUUGAGAUCACUUAACCAGUUGCAUUCAAGGGUCAGUUGGAGACAUUGUUAUCUUUUGAAUUAAAACCCACUUUAAGACUUGAGCACUUCAGGUGGAUGCUCCUUUUCAGGACUCAAAAGACUGCUGUACAGCCAACGAUACUACCUUUCCGAUGAAAUAUUAUAUUCAGGUUCUAUUUACACUCAAAAGAACACAAAACAUCCAUGGCAACAACAGUGGAAAUUCUCCCCAGUAUCUCAGUCACUGCGCAACAAGCCUGUCAAAAAGAGGAUCUUGCGUCAAUAUCAAAUUAUUGCUUGUGGGAUCUUAAUAUGUGCAAGCUGAUUGAAGUGUGUUCUAUAUUGCAUUGUGACAACACUUGCAAAGUACUUUAUUGAUUGUAUAGUAGUUGUGAAAUUCUGAGGUCAUGCAUGGCCCACAUAAAUGCAAGCUUUUUCUUAUCUCUAUGCACCAUUAGACUAGUUUGAAAAUAUAUCUGGGAAUUCUCUGAUACAGAUCUGCAGCCCACCAUUAUAUGACAGUGGUCUAAUGAAUUGAAACGUGAUCUUUUAUGAUAAAGGUAUCAUUAGACAUUGUACCAUAAGCAAUGAUACUCUCGGGCUAUGUCACUGCUGGAUUUUUUUUCAGGAAGUUGUGAGAUUUCAGACGGAUUUGCCAGGUUUAGUGGAUCAGAUAUCUUCUUCAAACAGAGGAGGAUCAUCACUAAACAGGCUAACUUACCAACUCUGGUUGAAUGUGUCCUUGUAGGUUCUGUUCUAUGACCUGUUGUUUGACUGGCUUAGCUCCAAGUUUCCAUUACUUACUACAACCCCACCUCUGUCCCCCUCCAACAUUUAUCAGAUAGAACAACCUCCUUAGUCUGAUUGGAAAUUGAAAAGAAUAUUCUUUGACUGAUUGGGUGAUCCUUAAAACUAAGUAAAACAGCAAUUUGUUGCACAUCACUAGUGCAUUCGUAAAUCGUUAAAAAGUAGUGUUGAAGAAAACAAAAAAAAUUAAGAUUUGAUUCAAUUAACCAUUGAUUCCCAAACAACUCUUGUCUUUGUGUACUGACAGUUACUGCAGUUCGUAAACUCUUUUCUACAAUGUCUACUGGCAAUGAGCUAAUUUGCGCAUCUUUCCAAAUGGCAGCAGUAAAGAGCUUAUUUGGAGAGUUAUUCUCAUUUUUCCUAUUCAGUCUCUAUCAGGCCAAGGCAAGAAAUAGAAAUGUCCAUCAGAAAUACAUCAGUGAACUCCUUGACAUAUUGGAUCCUAUGAUAUCCAUCAUCCUGUCACCAAACCUCAGUUGAAUGGAAGAUUAGUCACAUCUCCACAAUCUGAAAAUCCAGAAGAAUUCCAGAUGCUGGAAAUCUGCAAAUAAAACAGAAAAACGUUCCAGCAGGUUUAGGCCUUUGAGCAAAAACUGUGUACUCUUUCCAUAGGUGCUGCUAGACAUAUUGAAUAUUUACAGCCUUUUCUGUUUUCAUGUUUACAGAUUUGUCUGCUCAUCUUCAUGCCGAUUUAGAUUAAUUCAUGGGAAGCUUAAUAGGCAAUCAAACUCCAAAAUAUAAAUUCAGUAUUGUGGUGGAUGUUAACUGCUAGGGAUCACAGUUUUAUUCGACUAUAAUAUAUAAGGAAAGUAAAAAUGAGAAAAAUUGUCAACUUGGAAUAUAACUAACAUAUUUGAGUAGUUCCCUUACAUAUGCUAAUUCAACCCCAUGGAAAUUAAAGUCAAGCUGUUUCUAUACCAAAUCAAAAAUAACAGACAUAUACCCAGAUUUUCCCUACACCCAUUAUACUUCAAGAUUCCAGUACUUUCCUGUUUUAACUCCUGUUCUCUCUGCAAAAUAGCCCUUUUGUGAAGAAAGACAGCAGAGCUAAUCCAGUCUCAAGCCCAGGUCAAUGUGGAUCCAUGUAACCAGUCAUGGAAAAAAAAACCAAAUGAAAGCUGAUCUGAUUUACCUUACUGUUACAUCAGGUCUGCAGUUUUGAACCCCAAAUAUUAAUGUAUAUAGAAAGUCCAAAUCAUUUUGCUGAAGAAUCUUGCAGUUAUGAAAUAGAAUGAAAAUAAUUUAAUAUUUUUGCCUUUGAUAUAUAGAAAUAUGCACUCAUUAAAUCUUUGGCUCCAAUGCAAAGAUUGGUGUACAGAAAGAGGAGAAUCUUAUUUUUAAAGAAUGUAAGAGAAAAGCUUUGAAUAUGAAUCGCACCUAUUUGCGAUAAGUGAUGGGGUGUAAGGUUCAAAAUGUGCUUUACUUGGGUUGGAAUAGCAAUUCACCUAGGAUGUUAGCACCAAACAGGCACCAAAAUAGCGACCAUCUGAUUUUCUUGCCACCCAAAGUUCCCAAACAGCAUGAGAAAUACCACAGGAAUCCAAUAUUGCAAUAUCAGCUUAGAUUAGCAAUUAAAAAUGUUUACAGUCAAAGGCGCCCUGUUUAAAGAUAGGAAUUGUCAAACUACAUCCCAUCACACACUCUAAUAGAUCUCUUUAAGUGUGGUCUGGUGCAAUGAAGAAUAUAAAGAGGUAUUGAAGCAACUCAGUAGAGAUUUGAAUGAUUAUCUCGCUAUUAUGUGGCACUUUAAUCUCAAUUUAAUAUUUUCAAUAAGAAUAAUUAUUAUUUUUCAAAUAUUGAAUUCAAGUUGCUGUAUUUUUAGACUAAGAAAUUAUGCAGAGAAAUACAAAUUAAAAGCAGGUUGACUUCCCGUGAAGGAACACUGCAACUGCACUAAAAUAUAGUUUAUUAUAAAUAUUAAAUUAAAAUUUAAUCCCCAUGAAAAGAAUUAUAUUUGUCUAGGUGGAUCACUCAAAGUAUAAUCUUAUAAAAGUAAUACAUAAUAUCUAACAUUACUCAAGUUCAUUCAAACUAUUAUCAAUACUGUGUCCAAAACAAAGCUGGAAUGUGUAAUAAUAACUGUGAAAAGUAUUUAAAUGUUGUCAGAAAAUGCCAAAUGAAACUGCUUUCACUAUUUUCCUGUUAUUAAGAUGAUAUGUUAACUGUGUCAUGGGAUGAUUAAUAAAGGUUAUUUCAGGAUUGAAGAUAAAAGAAGAAAUUGAUUUAACAUUAAUGUUGUUGUUAUUUAUGUAUGGAAUCAAACUCUAAGGGAUUAAAAUAAACUUA